This is a messenger RNA of Branchiostoma floridae (Florida lancelet), 1389 nucleotides long. RefSeq lists its product as uncharacterized. The transcript is spliced from 3 exons. NCBI's taxonomy places the organism in Eukaryota, Metazoa, Chordata, Leptocardii, Amphioxiformes, Branchiostomatidae. The coding region runs from base 33 to 539 and encodes 168 amino acids. The record is from RefSeq and is a predicted model, not a curated record.
CAGAAAGAAGAUUUCACAGUCGCCAGAAAAACAUGGCAUCGCUGGUCAGUAUUCUGUGCUCUGUUGUGCUGUCCGCCUGUUUGAGCGAGGCUGGGAGACCUUACCGACAGUUCCAAGAGGUCACUCAGACCACCAGGCCGACAACCCUUGAGCCAAUCACCAUAACAACAACAACCCCUGAGCCGUUUUGCAUGCAGGACGGAGUGGCUUACCCGGUCGGCGCGUCUGUACCGAUCUCUGAUGCCUGCCAUCGUAGAUGCAAAUGCUAUUCCUUUGGGGUAAUUUGCGAAUGGUACUAUGAGUCGUGGGGCCCGGACAUGCCUUGCGUUGACGUCAUCAGUUGUCCUAACAACUCCAGACUUUGUCCCAACGGACCGAACUGCCACAAUCCUAAUGGAGGCGCUCCCAUUCCAGACGGCCAGUCGGUGGUCGUGAACGGCCAGCAGUGCUACUGUCUUGUAACGGCGAUAGGAUACAACGGUGAAGGAUAUAGCAAAGAGGUGUUCUGUCCGGUCACCUCAUGCGCACUGCAGGGCUAAAGCAUUACGAUCGGUCAAUAUGAAAACACAGAGGCAGCGGAAAGGCUAUAAUCUAAAGGCUAUAAGUCGUUGUUACUGCCGUGUGAAGCAAAAUUACAUUACGAUACUGUUGUAAGCAAUUGCAACGGGAUAAUCUACUAUAAGUUUCUUUACCAUCUGUUUAGGGAUUUUACUCUACUGCGACAGCUGUUCUGUACACUAGACAACACAUGACCAAAUAUCUGCUUGGAGAUAAGCUAAUUGCCAAACCCGAAACCACAUGGCCUGUUCCAAAAUUACCAGGGAUAUAGAAGUGAUUUCUGAAAUUAUUAUAUCGAAUAUAAAAACAGCACCCGCGAAAAAAAACAAAGUACAUCAUCGCCCAACUGAGUGCAGACGACAUGCCAAACUACAUGCGAAUGCGGCAAAGAAACAGAUGUGAACUCCCAUCACAUUCACCAACGACAAUACUCCAUUCGUCACAGAGUAACCACAGUAGCCAUGCUAGGUGUCUUCACCGUUGUUUUGGGUGUUGGCUAGGGUCAUGUCUGUUGUCAUACUGUGGGUCCUUCUCUGGUCCCCAUGGCACCAGACGGCUUAACAGAACGGGGCUACCAUUCAUAUUUCAUCAGAUGUUAAGUAGAGACAGUAUGUCCAAACCUCGAAGCGAAAACGCUCGCUGCAGUUCCAAACGAGUUGCUAGGUGGCACAUUAAUUCCCCGUCCCUAUACCCAUACCCUACUGAAAAAGAUUAUGAACGUGGCGCUUGCAGAAAGUUUGACCUCCAACUUUGAAACUAUGCUGCAGUACCGUAACUCACAGCUAGGAGACUAAUUAUCGAACUUUACCUUUGUUUUCCUGAUCCCUACCA